Molecule: messenger RNA, 4066 nt
Organism: Stylophora pistillata
Lineage: Eukaryota; Metazoa; Cnidaria; Anthozoa; Scleractinia; Pocilloporidae
Source: RefSeq, a predicted model, not a curated record
AGCAGGUUGUUUCUUAAUUCCUCGGGCUGCACAAGGGACAAGAUUACCACGUGACCUCGCAGGUACAACCUGUUGCUUUAAGUGAUCAAUCGAUAGAGUAACGCUGAUGUGAAAACUGCUCGAUUAAUUAUCAGAGGCGGGCGCCGAUUUCAAUUUGCAUGUAAUGUUUUGAAAAAGAGAGCUUGAGAAUGAAACAGCUUUUAGCAAUCGACUAAGAUGACAGUAAAUGAGCCUUGUGGGGCCCGAAAGAUUUUCUUCAUUCCUACAGUGACCGUAGAACAGACACCAGCAAGGGAUGAGGAUUCACACGAUAGCAAGCUUGUUACUUCUCCACAACAAGAAGGCGUUCUUUGUCACCGUGGUCAUUGUUGCAACAGUCAUCUAUCUUGGCAUUGUCAGGGAUUUCUUCAGUUUGGGACAGUACACAGCGGUAACGCCAAAAGAAGACAUGCUGGUACAAGGGAAGAAGCUCUUUUUGGAUCGUAUAAUGAGCCAGCCGCAUGAGGACGAGACCUUGUUCGGGGAAGUGACAGCCGGACGAAAGUCGUUAGUUGGUAUUUUUGAUGUGCCGCACAUCGAAACACGAACAGGAGAAGUAUUUCACGCCACGAAAAGGGACAAAAGUAGCAAGGGUCAGCUGUUACCAAGUGGUGAUGAUGUUGACGAUGAUGAUGAAAGCGGCGACAGCAAUGCUGAUGAUGACGACGAUGACGACGAUGACGACGAUGACGACGGUGACGACGAUGAUAGUGACCAUGACAAAAAACUGGAUAAACUGGAUCAUAAUGAGGAGACCGAUGAUGAGAAUGAUGAUGAUGAUGAUGAUGAUGAUGAUGAUGAUGAACGUCAUAGUGAUGAUGACCAUCAUGAAGAGGAUCUGCGCAAUGGAAAAGAAGGUGAUGAUAAUGAUGAUCAUCAGGAGGAUCGGAAAGACAAGGAAGUAGACACUUGGAAUAAUUUGUCCAUCAGAAGUCGCCCUAAAGAAUCCCUUCCAUCAUCAACAGAGAAAAUGACGGAGACCCCUGGUAAUUCUGGACACGAUUUGAUCAACUCUACAAAGCGUAUAUCACAAAAACAAAAGAAUGCAAGAUUUCCUUCAUCGAAGGUUGCAAUUUUAACGGGUUUGUCAUCAAAAGUUAUCCUCAAAGAAAGUCAGAAUCCUUUACUGCAAAAAGAGUUGAACACUUAUGAUAACGAUAAAGACAUACUUUUUCAAAAGUCAAAUAAUUUCUUGAAUUUGGGUGAUUCUGACAAAUUCAUCCAACCUCCAGUUAAUUUGUUGAUAUCUCAAGGCUCCAGGAGGAACGGAAACCGGAGAUCGUCUUCAUUUCAAUUAAACAAACCAAUUCCACCACCUGUGGGAUUUUCACCAGGUCCAAGCAUUUCGGUAACAAAAACAUCGCUUUUUCUUCAAGACAAAUCGGUUGUAACUGAAAAUUACAACAGAACAUCAGUUUGCCCGCUCCUACAAGUACGAAAGAAAAAACCUACAAAAUGGACUGAGAAUGUCCAUUGUAUUCCACGAAACCGCAAGCGUUCCUUUCAGAGUUGUUUAAGGGCUUUUAAGGACUAUGACCUAGAUGGCAAAUCUCUAAACUGCGGAAACAGUCCACCAGACGAGCCAAUUUGUUCAAUCGAGGUUAUUAGACAAUUUCCAGGCCUAAGGAUACCAGCUGUUAAAUGUAAUACGUCAUUGUGCGGAGCAAAUCCUGUAUACGUUCUAGAGUUCAGUCCUAUUUAUGGAAUACUUGAGGAGCGUCAUCUGUGGAAACGCUUCUUCACUUCUCGAGGGCUUGAAAAGUACCUCGAGAGAUACACAAACACAAAUUACGGGAUUAACUUUAAUUUUUGCUUUCUCCUUUGUGUCCGAAGAGAUAGGACAGGUUUCAUCGAAAAUUUGAUGACAUUUCCCGUUGCGGAUAAAAAGACUAGGAGUAGGGUAAGCGAUGAGGUGAAGUUCAAACUUAACAUUUUGAUGCUCGAUUCUGUGUCACGGCCGCAUUUUUACCGAUCACUUCCCAAAACAGUCUCGUCCUUGAGAGAAAUAGAUCAUUUAGAAUCGUACAACGCUACUGUAAUGGAUUUUGAGUUGCUGCAAAGCUUAGCUUCGUAUACUUUCCCCAAUAUCAGGGCUUUAAUGUCUGGUAGGGUGGACUUGAGUGCUUCUGGAAGGCAUGAAAAUGAGACAUAUGGUCUCGAAGUUCUAUUUGGAAAGUUCAAACAGCUUGGUUAUUACACAUUACUGCAAGAAGACAGCUGUUGGUAUGAUUCUUGGGGUUCGCUGUUUACGGAUAAUGUAUAUCAGGGUAACAUGCCACGAUACAAACACGAGUUUGCCAACCGUUGGAAAACGUUUCGUGAAAAGGUCAAGAAUUACGGUGUAGAUGAUUUUGGUUUAUCUCAUGCUUCCUGCGAAAUUUUCAAGCGCCAUAAAACAACCAACCAGUUUAACCACCCGAAGAAAGUGUGUUUUGAUGGAAAACCUUUCGCGGAAUACUUUCUUGAUUAUAACGAGAAAGUUUACAACAAUGAACAAAAGAUAGGAAAAAAGACAAGACUAUUUACAUACACACAUCUUAACACAGGACACGAAAUAACUGGAACUCGCAUACGACAAGUCGACGAAAGACUUUCACAAUACAUGAAAAAUAUGGCUAAGAUGGAAGACACGUUGACAAUUGUGCUUUCAGAUCACGGUCCAAAAACAACUAAAUAUUCAUUUCACACAAUGGAGGGCAGAUCCGAAAAAUACGAUCCACUUUUAUUUAUUGUAAUUCCAGACAAAGUGGCAGCAAUCCUAGGACAAAGAACACUUCACGCACUCGAGCAAAAUCAAAAUCGUAUCAUCAAUACUUUGGAUAUUCACAGUGGGCUUAUGUCAUUGGGAGAAGCAGCAACAUCUUCUACAAUAAAAGACAAAGGCAUAUUUGAUUUAAUUCCUGCCAAUCGCACAUGCGCAGAUUUACCGAUGAAACCUCUAGCGGUUUGCAAGUGCCAAGGUUGGGAAACAAUUUUUCCAGAUAACGAUAAACGAUUUAGCUGGCUUGCGGAAUUUGCCCUCGGAACUAUAAACAACCAAAUUCAAGAGCAGUUUCUGAGCGAAGGAAAUCAGGCCGGAGGUUAUGGCAAUUGCCAGCGUCUAGUAGGAGAAAGCUUUACCAAGAUUCGUCGUCGCUCCCAGGGAAAACAUUACGUCACAACGAUGGAUAUUAUGGUAACACCGGGACAAGAGAUUUUUGAAGUGCAAAUCGAAUAUCCUCGAGUGCUAAAGAAACAAACCUCCUUUCCAAAAGUGACAGUGCACGAGCGUGUCACUAUUUACAGACAUUUUCGAAAAUGCGUCGACAGCACAGUUAGUUUAGGAUUGUGUGUUUGUGACAAUAAAAAACUUCCAAAGCAACAAACAAAGCAAAGAUGGAUAAAUGUUAAGAACAGAGACGAUGUAUUAAAUAUAAUUUCUAGAUCCAACAGCUUUGGAUCACAAACCAGGAUAAAAGAUAUCCAUCAAAGUUGUCUUGUUCUUUUGUAUAGGAACCACGGGAGAAGAAGCAGUAGUUUUGAAAUUUCUAAUACUUGCAAUGAUAGAACUUAUAAAGUGACUAUUUCUAUAACAGAAGUUGAUACCAAUAGAUUUUUUGUUUCGCGGAAAAUUCCAUUUUCCAUUUUCGUGCGUCAAAGGACAAUUCACUUUCUUUUAGCAAUUAGACGUUUAGGGAAAACAUCACACAAGUUUAGGCUGAGAGUACAGCAUGCAGUGCAAUUUUCCAGGAAUACAUGAUGUGGGUAAUUUUUAAUUUUUGUCUUUGUGCGCCUUAUCAUGCAUGUGAAUGUAUGUUUUUGUUUUGGUUCAUCUAUUGGCUAAUUUGCUGCACAAGGUGCUCUUUUUAAUACGGAUUAUUGUGUUGAAAUGAAUUAAUGAACCUGUUGCUAGAACUGGAUCAAGAAAAACACUGAUAUCUUAGUAUGAGAGGAUGUGUUUCUUGCUUUCUCGAUUACGGUACUAGUCAUCUUUUGAUAUAGAAUAAGGGGGGGGUAAGUUUCUAAAGAAACUGUGCUGCUGCGUUGG